Molecule: messenger RNA, 723 nt
Organism: Cylicostephanus goldi
Lineage: Eukaryota; Metazoa; Nematoda; Chromadorea; Rhabditida; Strongylidae
Source: the annotation of a GenBank genome assembly
AUGCAUCUACAAAUAUUUCAGCCUGUGUCACGUUUUAUUGCUUUGAACGAACUAAAAUAUUCUAUCGGUUCCGAGUUUUCAACAUUUUUACAGUUUUGCAGGUUUGAUGUGACGGAGGCUCAAAUGUCUGUAAUUGCGGUUCUCCUUACUACCUGUCUAUUUGGAAGCUCGUUCUGGGAAAUAAACUUGGUAGCCGGAUGGAAGUUACGGCAUCUUGUAAUUUUGUGUUCUUUGAUUGGGACUAUAUAUCAAGUCUGUGGAUACGUUAAGGUUAUCAUCCACGGAGGCGUUGGAAAGAAUGGAUCUACUAUAGCUGGUACAUCGGUAAUAUUCCCUCUGUUUCCUCUUCUCAUGGUCGUUUUGCCAUUUUGCAUGAUAUAUUCAAGAGCGGAAACUUCUGUUUAUGACGACCACAUCACGCUUUUCAUGUUGUGCUUCGGUGCAGUUGGAGCUAAGGCCACAAAUAGACUUGUGAUUGCUCAUAUGAGUAAAAGUGAGCUGCGAUUAUGGGACUGGAUCUAUGUGGGGCCAUUGCUACUAAUGUUGAAUCAGUACUACAAUACAAUCUUUGAUGAAUUAAUACUUUUACGAAUUGUUACGGUCUAUUGCUACACCUCAUUGUUGAUCUAUUGUACAGUGGUUUGUCGUCAAUUUUGCGAAUUCUUCAACAUUUAUUGCUUCACACUUGGAGCACGUGUACCUCCUACGAGAAAGACCACGUGA